Messenger RNA from Insectozyma verbasci, 1002 nucleotides. The record is from the annotation of a GenBank genome assembly. Lineage: Eukaryota; Fungi; Ascomycota; Pichiomycetes; Serinales; Debaryomycetaceae.
AUGUCAAAGGGUAAAUCAAAUGAUAAACCAAAAAGAAUAUCUAAUGGUCAUAAAGUAAAAUCAAGUGUUCAAAAGAAAGGUAGUACUCAUUCUAAAAUAACUAAACCUGAUAAUUUCCCUUUCAAACUUGCAAUGUGGGAUUUUAAUCAUUGUGAUCCUAAAAGAUGCAGUGGUAAAAAAUUGGAAAGAUUAGGUUUAAUUAAAAAUUUAAAAAUUGGUCAGAAGUUUCAAGGUAUUAUAAUAUCUCCUAAUGGUAAAUCCGUUAUUUGUCCACUUGAUAAAUCUAUAAUUGAAGAAAAUGGUGCUGCUGUUGUUGAAUGUUCAUGGGCUCGAUUAGAUGAAAUUCCAUUCAAUAAAUUAGGUUCUGCAAAGAAUGAAAGAUUGCUACCAUAUUUAGUAGCUGCAAAUACUGUCAAUUAUGGAAAGCCAUGGAAGUUAAACUGUGUAGAAGCUUUAGCUUCUUGUUUUGUUAUAAUUGGUCAUUAUGACUUGGCUGAAAAAUUAUUAGACAAUUUUUCAUGGGGUCCAACUUUUUUAAAAAUUAAUCGAGAAUUAUUUGAAAUAUAUCAAAAUUGUACUGAUUCUGAAAGUAUAAUGAAAGCACAAGAUGAAUGGUUGGAUAAAAUUGAAAUGGAAAAUAAAUUAAAAAAGGAAAGAAAUAAAGAUGAAGAUAUUUGGAUGAUGGGUAAUACAAAUAGAAAUCAUGAAAGUGAGGAGGAGGAGGAGGAGGAGGAGGAGGAAGAGGAGGAGACAGAAUCAGAUGCGGAGUAUGAUAAUCUAGGGAAUGUAAUAGAAAAGAGUGAGAAGUAUGAUAAAUUGGGAAAUCUAAUAGAGGAAGAUGAAAGUGAAACAGAAGAGUAUGACAAUCUACGGAACAUAAUAAAUAAACAUGACCUAAUAGAGGAACACUCAGAAGAAGAAUCAGAAGAAGAAUCAGAAGAAGAAUUACAAUAUGACAGUUUGGGAAACAUUAUAGCAAACACUCAAAAAUUAAUUAUAUAA